Messenger RNA from Colletotrichum phormii, 330 nucleotides. RefSeq lists its product as uncharacterized. The annotation marks the transcript as partial. Gene Ontology annotation, molecular function: four-way junction helicase activity; 3'-5' DNA helicase activity. The transcript has 2 exons. The record is from RefSeq and is a predicted model, not a curated record. Gene Ontology annotation, cellular component: chromosome; nucleus; cytoplasm. Gene Ontology annotation, biological process: double-strand break repair via homologous recombination. Lineage: Eukaryota; Fungi; Ascomycota; Sordariomycetes; Glomerellales; Glomerellaceae.
AGAGCUCUACGACGGCGUCCGUCUCGAGGCCCGGCUACGGCGGUUCGCACGGGCAGCGGUAAGAGUUUAUCGUUUAUGCUAUCAGCGUUCUGCUCACCGGACGGCGUAACGGUAGUUAUUACACCACUUACCGCGCUUCGGACCGACUUAGAGGCGCGCCAUAAGAACAACCAGGCCGCAUCCAUCAUCUUCGUUACGCCCGAGUCCGCCGUCAAUAAAGGCUUCCAGGACUUCAUAGCACGGCUUACGUCACGACAAGCGCUCGACCGCGUCGUAGUUGACGAAUGCUACGUUAUACUAGAGGGGACCCGGUCGUUCCGGCCGAAGCUA